This is a messenger RNA of Myxocyprinus asiaticus (Chinese sucker), 3614 nucleotides long. Its product is annotated as far upstream element-binding protein 2-like. Gene Ontology annotation, molecular function: mRNA binding. Bases 92 to 2101 code for a protein of 669 amino acids. The record is from RefSeq and is a predicted model, not a curated record. The transcript has 18 exons. Gene Ontology annotation, biological process: regulation of DNA-templated transcription. Lineage: Eukaryota; Metazoa; Chordata; Actinopteri; Cypriniformes; Catostomidae. Gene Ontology annotation, cellular component: cytoplasm; nucleus.
UUGUGUAGCUUGUAUUCCCGCGUCUGCGCACCACCGCUCGGCCUAGACUCACCGCCUCAUCCUGAACGCCUCGCACCUCCGCACGGACAGCAUGUCUGAGUAUAGCGCGGUGCCGUCGUCCGGGACCGGAGCGCCUCUUGGAGCCGGUGGAAUCAAGAAAGACGCCUUCGCCGACGCAGUGCAGCGUGCCCGGCAGAUUGCAGCGAAGAUUGGCGGUGAUGUUUCUGGUCCUCCCAUGAGCAAUAAUGGUGGUGCAGAGGGUUACCCUUUUACAGCACAGAAACGAUCACUGGAUGAUGGAGAUCAACCAGAGAGUAAGAAGAUGGCGUCGGACAGGGACAGCGCUGCUGCCCUGUCUAUUGGAGCUCAGCUGGCUGCCCUUUCACAGCAGAGUAUCCGUCCCUCCACUGUCACAGAGGACUACAGAGUGCCUGAUGGAAUGGUCGGCCUCAUUAUUGGUCGGGGUGGAGAACAGAUCAGUAAGAUCCAGCAAGAGUCAGGCUGUAAAGUCCAGAUCGCUCCAGAUAGCGGCGGUCUUCCAGAAAGGAGUGUGUGUCUCACCGGCUCCCCUGAAUCCAUCCAGAAGGCCAAAAUGCUAUUGGAUGACAUUGUGUCUCGGGGGCGGGGCACUCCCCCUUCCUUCCACGAGUCGACCAAUGGCAGCGGGCACAUGCAAGAAAUGAUCAUUCCGGCAGGAAAAGCGGGUCUGGUCAUCGGCAAAGGAGGAGAAACUAUUAAACAGCUGCAGGAGCGAGCUGGUGUGAAGAUGAUUUUGAUUCAGGAUGCUUCUCAGGGCCCGAACAUGGACAAACCACUGCGCAUCAUAGGAGAUCCCUACAAAGUGCAGCAAGCACGUGAAAUGGUGCAGGAAAUUCUGCAAGAGAGGGAUCGCUCUGGAUUUGACAGAAACGAGUUUGGCUCUCAGAUGGGAGGCGGCGGUGGCGGCGGUGGAGGCGGCGGUGGUGGAGGCGGUGGUGGUGGUGGAGGAGGAGGAAUUGAGGUGCCUGUGCCACGUCACUCAGUGGGUGUUGUGAUUGGCCGAAGCGGAGAGAUGAUCAAGAAAAUUCAGAACGAUGCCGGCGUGAGGAUACAGUUUAAACCAGAUGAUAAUACUGGUCCGGAUAAGAUCGCUUAUGUAAUGGGACCUCCUGACCGCUGUGAACACGCCGCCAGUAUCAUCAAUGAACUUCUGCAGAGCAUCAGAGUGCGAGAGGAAGGCGGAGGGGGUCCCUCUGGUCCUCCUGGCACAGGUAUGCCUCCGGGUGGCCGUGGCAGGGGACGUGGUCCAGGCAACUGGGGUCCCCCUGGGGGUGAGAUGACCUUUUCCAUCCCCGCUCACAAGUGUGGCCUCAUCAUUGGCAGAGGAGGUGAGAACGUGAAGGCGAUCAACCAACAGACCGGAGCGUUUGUGGAGAUCUCGCGUCAGCCGCCGCCCAACGGCGAUCCCAACUUUAAGCUGUUUAUCAUCAGGGGGGCACCUCAACAGAUUGACCACGCCAAACAGCUCAUUGAGGACAAGAUCGAGGGACCCUUGUGCCCUGUUGGCCCCGGACCGGGUGGGCCAGGCCCUGCUGGACCGAUGGGCCCCUACAACCCAAAUCCAUACCAACCCGGACCCCCUGGAGGACCCCCACAUGGAGGGCCUCCUGGUGGUCAGUAUCCUCAGGGUUGGGGAAACACAUACCAGCAGUGGCAGCCACAUGAUCCCAGUAAGGCUGCUGCAGAUCCUAAUGCAGCGUGGGCAGCUUAUUAUGCGCAGUACUACCAGCAGCCUGCAGGUGCCGCUAUGCCAGGACAGACACCAGCGGGCCAGCCGGCUGCUCCUGCAACUGCAGACCAGAAUCAAGCUGCUCCGGGCGCUGCUCAACCCGACUACACUAAAGCCUGGGAGGAGUAUUACAAGAAGAUGGCAGCAGCAGAUGGAGGUGCGGCCCCAGCAGCAGGGGGCGCUCAACCCGCAGGAGCCGCAGCUGCAGCAGGACAGACGGAUUACAGUGCUGCAUGGGCUGAAUACUACAGACAGCAGGCUGCUUAUUACGGUCAGACGGGACAGACGCCUGGACAGCCGGGAGCAGCGCCACAGGGCCAGCAGGCUCAGUGAAAGACUAUUGGUCAACCCUGAUUCAUCCUGAUUCGUCCAUCCAUUCUCAUGCUGUCCUCUGACAAAAGGACUGAAAUUCUUCUGCUCUUCCUGUUCUUCUCUUCCUGUGUCCAGCAGGAAGCUGCGUGACUCUCCUCUGGAGCUCACUGACAUGCGUCACGGCUUCUGCGAAAGCUGUGUUCCCUUCUUUCUUUCUUUCUUUCUUUCUUUCUUUCUUUCUUUCUUCUGCUGGAUCCACACACUGAUGAACUAAAAUUAAACUCUGCUUCGUCUCUCCUUCCUCUUCCUCACACUAAUGUGACUCAUCUCCAGGGAAACUUCUUUACAUGAGUGUGCACUUCCUGUUUUGCAUACAUUUUUGAUUUAAAAAGAUCUUUUUGAGGAAAAUGGUGCAUUAGAAGAAAACUUCAGGUGUUGUAACUACUGUGUUUUAAAACUCAAUGAGUAACUUUGUAUUAUUUUCUUUUUUUAAUGCCUUUAUUUUUGGAGCUGGAACAUUCCCAUUGUUUGUUUUUAAUUCAUUUAAUGCGAUUUAAUUUUUGUUUCUGUGAUAUCAAGCGAGACUUGGUGUGUUUCUCACUCUAUGAAACAAAGGUUUCUUUUUCAUCCCAAGUCAGCGGAAGUCAAGAUGUGAUACACCGAUCAGCCACUACAUUAAAACCACCUGCCUAAUAUUGUGUAGGUCCCCCUCGUGCCGCAAAACAGCGCCAACUUGUAUCUCAGAAUAGCAUUCAGAGAUUAUAUUCUUCUCAGCACAGUUGUACACAGUUCAAACCAGUCUGGCCAUUCUCUGUUGUCCUCUCUCAUCAACAAGGCAUUUCUGUACACAGAACUGCCGCUCACUGGAUGUUUUUUGUUUUUGGCACCAUUCUGAGUAAAUUCUAGAGACUGCUAGUGUGUGAAAAUCCCAGAAAUACUCAAACCAGCCCGUCUGGCACCAACAAUCAACCAUGGUCCAAAUCACUGAGAUCACAUUUUUUCCCCAUUCUGAUGGUUGAUGUGAACAUUAACUGAAGCUCCUGACCCGUAUCUGCAUGAUUUUAUGCACUGCACUGCUGCCACAUGAUUGGCUGAUUAGAUAAUCGCAUGGAUGAUUGUUGGUGCCAGAUGGGCUGGUUUGAGUAUUUCUGGGAUUUUCACACACAGCAGUCUCUAGAAUUUACUCAGAAUGGUGCCAAAAACAAAAAACAUCCAGUGAGCGGCAGUUCUGCAGACGGAAACACCUUGUUGUUGAGAGAGGUCAACAGAGAAUGGACAGACUGGUUUGAACUGACAAAGUCUACGGUAACUCAGAUAACCACUCUGUAUAAUUGUAGUGAGAAGAAUAUCAUCUCUGAAUGCUAUUCUGAGAUGUGAGUUGGUGCUGUUUUGGCAGCACGAGGGGGACCUACACAAUAUUAGGCAGGUGGGUUUAAUGGUUUUUUUUUUGUUUUGUUUGUUUUUUGUUUUUGUUUUUUUACUGCUUGUUUUUAAAAAAUGCAAAAUAAAAUGUUACCGAAUUCUCAUCAGUUCA